Chrysoperla carnea is the source of this 1981-nucleotide messenger RNA. RefSeq lists its product as uncharacterized. The record is from RefSeq and is a predicted model, not a curated record. The coding region runs from base 124 to 1959 and encodes 611 amino acids. Gene Ontology annotation, cellular component: ubiquitin ligase complex; cytoplasm. NCBI's taxonomy places the organism in Eukaryota, Metazoa, Arthropoda, Insecta, Neuroptera, Chrysopidae. The transcript has 8 exons. Gene Ontology annotation, molecular function: zinc ion binding; ubiquitin conjugating enzyme binding; ubiquitin protein ligase activity. Gene Ontology annotation, biological process: positive regulation of proteasomal ubiquitin-dependent protein catabolic process; protein polyubiquitination; ubiquitin-dependent protein catabolic process.
UUAUAUUUGUUUCAGAUUUGGAUACGAGAUAAAACUCAUUUUCGUUUAUAUUUCUCAAAAUGGAUAACAAUCACUUGCUAAAUUUUAUACAAUUGACUGAAGUAACUAAAAUCAAAAAUCAAAAUGACACGCAAUAUCAGCCAAUGGAUGUACACAUCAUCAGUGGCAUCAUCACAAAAUACUAAUAGUGACGAACAUCAUUUAUUACGUCAAAGUUACAAAUGCCUAUUGUACAAUAAACGUCGUAACACAACACCAAAUAAUUUAACAGAAAAUAAACGAGAAAUACGACAAUCAAAGUGUGUUUCUUGGGCACCAGAUACAUCACCCAUAUUACCAAAUAUCAGUGGUAACAACACAGCACGUGAUUAUCGACGUAAAGUAACACGCUCCUGGUACGGGGGUCAAAGUUGUAGUGGAGUAUCACCAGCAAAAAGUGGCCCCACGGUGGGUCCAUACGGGUCAAUCACAUCAACCACCGUGGCGGAUACUGGAAUAUUAUUAUCACCGACAGCACAAAGUCAACCAUUAUUACCCACCACAACAAACAAUACACCAUCGCACAAAACAAACGGUAUACAGAUUCAAAAGCAGACACAAAAUAAACAGACACAACGACCACCACCCCCAUCAUUAUUAUUAAACCACCAAAAACAACAGCCCCCACAGAUUACUAUUACAUCUGUUGGGGGCACAUCACCAGCACAUUCUCCACUUCCAGUUAAGAAAAAGACUGCUCGAUCUCGGGGUAUUGAUUUUAUUAUGCCAGGUUUAAGAUCGUUUGUAAAAAAUAGAAGAACUACGUCUGGCAGUACAACUAGUUUAACAGGUCUAAGCUCUGAUAGUUACGCUAAAACUGCAACUAUUGUUACUGAUAAUUUACCCGGGGGACUUCGAAAAUGUGAGACUGCAAUUACUUUAUCAACGGCCUCUUCCAAAGCAACGUUACUUGCGGAACCAAUACCGGCUACGAAUCGUUUACGUGUAGGUAAUAGAACAUCGGAUGGUUUAUGUUCGCGGUGUUCAUCAUUACUAUCAUUAGCGACAUCUGGUUCACGAUAUUCAUUAAAUACUGCAUCGGCAACAUUUGUUCCUGUACAUCCAGUUUUAUGCAAGUUAUGUUUAAGUGAAGUGCCUCAUGCGGAUAUGUGUACAUUGCAGCAAUGCGCUUGUAGUUUUUGUAAACAUUGUAUGCAAGCAUAUAUAAAUUUUGAAAUUGUUGAAGGUGCUUACGACAUAUCGUGCCCUGAUGCCCAAUGCCCUACACAGGGAGUAAUUACAUUAGAAGAAAUUGAAAAAUUUGUUGAACCAAACCUAGUCGAAAAACAUAAGAAAUAUAGACUUAAUAGAGAAGUGGAUAUUGAUAAGAAUCGAACGUGGUGUCCACGUGCUGGUUGUGAAACAGUAUGUACAUUAUGUCCAAAUGAACGCUGUUCUCCACAAAGUGUUCAUUGCCCAACUUGUUCAACCGAUUUUUGCUCAAAUUGCAAACAACCUUGGCAUGGUACGGCAUCAUGCGAAGAACAAGCUAGAUUAUUAGGUACUGAAACAAAUUUAGGUAUUCCAUUUGAUUCUGACUUAAUAAAAUGUUGUCCAAUGUGUAAUGUUCCAAUUGAAAAAGAUGAAGGUUGCGCACAAAUGAUGUGUAAACGUUGUAAACAUGUUUUUUGCUGGUACUGUCUAACAAGUUUAGAUGAUGAUUUCUUACUACGGCACUAUGAUAAAGGACCAUGUAAAAAUAAAUUGGGACAUACUCGUGCAUCAGUUAUAUGGCAUCGUACUCAAGUGAUCGGUAUAUUUGCCGGUUUUGGUAUAUUAUUAUUAGUAGCUAGCCCCUUAUUAUUAUUAGCAGCACCAUGUAUUGUGUGUUGUAAGUGUCGUAUGUGUAACAGUAACACUAAAUUAGAAAAUGAUGAUGAUACAAAUGAUAUACAAGAGGAUACAACAUCAGCUUCUUGAAAUUUAUUCAAUAGUUUUCAAU